Paramacrobiotus metropolitanus is the source of this 743-nucleotide messenger RNA. Its product is annotated as tyrosine-protein kinase receptor Tie-1-like. Gene Ontology annotation, biological process: multicellular organism development; protein phosphorylation; positive regulation of kinase activity. Gene Ontology annotation, cellular component: signaling receptor complex. The coding region runs from base 1 to 678 and encodes 225 amino acids. Gene Ontology annotation, molecular function: ATP binding; transmembrane receptor protein tyrosine kinase activity. The transcript is spliced from 3 exons. The record is from RefSeq and is a predicted model, not a curated record. NCBI's taxonomy places the organism in Eukaryota, Metazoa, Tardigrada, Eutardigrada, Parachela, Macrobiotidae.
AUGGAGAAGAACGGGGAUACACGAGACGAACUUAUCGAACGGAAGUGUAGCGGUCAGAAUCCGAGUUCACUAACGUCGACUCUGAUUCGCUUUGCUUACCAAAUCAGCCGUGGAAUGGAAUUUCUGCAUAGUAGAGCCAUUCUGCAUCGUGAUCUGGCGGCUCGCAAUGUAUUGCUUUUUGAUACUAAUGUCGUGAAAAUAUCUCAUUUUGGAAUGGCCCAGCGAGGACCUAUGUAUACUUGCCAUUUGCAGGGGCCGCUGCCGGUGCGAUGGAUGCCUCCGGAAGCCAUCGAAAACAGGUUAUUCACUCAGCCAUCGGACGUAUGGUCAUUUGGCGUAGUAUUGUGGGAAAUGUUUACCAUGGGUGCUACACCCUACGCCGCCACCCACUGCAUCCAAAAGCAGUCUGUUGGCGACUUCCUGGCCGGGCUAAAGAACGGUCUCCGCCUGGACAAACCAAUGACAUGUCCAGAGUUUAUAUACCACCUCAUGCAGCAGUGUUGGCAGCUGUCACCUGAAGAUCGUCCAAAUUUUGCCGUGCUCUCCGAACAGUUUAAAAUCAUCUUAGACAGCGAGACGGAGGAUACUUAUCUGCGGUUAAACAAUAGCUACGCCCAGUUUAACGAUAUUCAUCGUGAUAUUUUGAAGAACGCUUUUGAAGUACACGUUAAUCGUUAAUAUGUAUAUCCCGUGAAUCUAAGUGUGGUCGGCAGCUUCCCUACGUAGUGCCAGUAAAUUGUUAC